Syngnathoides biaculeatus (alligator pipefish) is the source of this 3706-nucleotide messenger RNA. Its product is annotated as NEDD4-like E3 ubiquitin-protein ligase WWP1. Gene Ontology annotation, biological process: ubiquitin-dependent protein catabolic process. The record is from RefSeq and is a predicted model, not a curated record. NCBI's taxonomy places the organism in Eukaryota, Metazoa, Chordata, Actinopteri, Syngnathiformes, Syngnathidae. Gene Ontology annotation, molecular function: protein binding; ubiquitin protein ligase activity. The transcript has 25 exons. Bases 371 to 3244 code for a protein of 957 amino acids.
UGACGAGCACAGGAAAAGUCCACGAGUUUAUGCAAUGCCGUGCAUAAACGUAUCGUAAAGGUACUGGUUCCGAGUGCAACGUCUAUCACGUUUUUAUGCAGGGAUUUUGUUUUGGAGGUGGCGCGCCCGUCACCGCUCGACUGUUUUUUUUUUUUUUUUUCCUCUUCUGCUUAGUGGUUUGUGAACCGGGAUGGCGAAAGAACCGUACAAGACUGGAGGCCUCUACCGUUAACAGGACGGACGCGAGCCGCUGACGCCGCAACAGCCCGUGGAAACGGAGAGGCAAACAGACAAGACCAUGGGACACGGCGUGGGCUAAACUGGAAAAUCAAGUAACACAUGCUAACUGUUUCCCACCGUGGUGUAGGACAUGGCCACAUCCUCGCUCAGAGCAGAGUCUGGCCAUAACUACAGAGAAACAUCACAGCUCCAUGCAGUUGUUUCCUGUGCCAAAAUCAAAAGGAAGAAAAGCUUAUUUGGAGUUGCCAUUUACGUGGAGGUGACAGCGGAGGGGGAGUCGCGCCGCACAGCAAAGUCCCACAGCUCAUCUAGUCCAAAAUGGGAUGAAAGGCUUACUCUGAAUGUAACACCACGCAGCCAGGUAGACUUCAAAGUAUGGAGUCACAACACCUUGAAAGCAGACGCUCUGCUGGGAAAAGCUUCACUGGACCUGAUAGAAACCUUGGAGCAGCAUGAAAGCAAAUUGGAGAAUGUGAAGGAGGUGCUGAAACUGAGUGUGGAGCACAAGGGCGUUCUGAUGCCUGCAGGGGAGCUGACAGUCUACCUAGAUGGAUUUAAUGUCAGUGACCAGCAGGAACUGCCACCACUAACCAAUGGAAGUGCAACAAAUGGGACAAAAGUCCAGCAGAAUGGUGACGCCAUCCAUGAAAAUGGAGAAUCGUCUUCCUCAAGGCCUGCCAACAGCACAGGUAAUGGAACAGAACUGGGCCUACGGUCAGGUUCCUGUUCAGCCUCUAAUGGAGUGAAUAGUCAGGUGCCUUCCAGUUCCUGUAGCCCGGCUCUAAGUCACGUCGUCAAUGGCGAUGUCACGUCCAACUCCACACCAAGCCACCAACCAUCAGAUAGUGAUGCAGAGAGUAGGACUCUCAAUGGGGAGACCUGUGAUAUUGCUGCCGAGUCAUCAUCUGAUACAAGAGGGGAUGCGUUGCCUCAAGCAGAAAACCACGAGGACUGUACUCCAGAUCCCCUUCUGGCAGAUUCCGACACAGCACCAAUUGGCGUAUCUCAGUCGCCGCCUACGCAGGCUCCAAUCUUGUCUUCUGCUGCUAAGCAGAGUGAUGGUGCUGUCGCUGCUGAUGCUGCUAUUACUGCUGCCGCCUCCGCGCGAACUUCCUCAGCACAGGGUGCCACCACCAUCACAACGUCCACAUCAUCAGUCUCCUCCUCCUCCACCCCAGCAUUGGGAGAAACAAAUUUGUCAGCGGGUAGCAGUAGUAGCGCAGCAACAGUUGCUACAGAUGGGGCCAAACCCAGGCAGCAGGUCCCUGCAGCCGGAGCCCCCGACCCUCUUCCACCUGGGUGGGAGCAGCGAAAAGACCCACAUGGGAGAACAUAUUACGUAGACCACAAUACCAGAACUACCACCUGGGAAAGACCACAGCCACUGCCACCAGGAUGGGAGCGCCGUGUUGAUGACCGGGGCAGGAUCUAUUAUGUGGACCAUAACACCCGCACCACCACAUGGCAGCGUCCCACAAUGGAGUCAGUGCGGAAUUUUGAGCAGUGGCAGAGUCAGCGCAGCCAGCUGCAGGGAGCUAUGCACCAAUUUAACCAGAGAUACCUCUACUCUGCGUCCAUGAUGUCCGCUGAGAACGAUCCACUUGGCCCGUUACCUCCUGGUUGGGAGAGGCGUGUGGACUCCAAUGACAGAGUAUACUUUGUCAACCACAAUACAAAGACAACACAGUGGGAAGACCCCAGAACCCAAGGGCUACAGAAUGAGGACCCUCUACCCGAGGGCUGGGAGAUCCGUUACACAAGGGAAGGUGUUCGAUACUUUGUAGAUCAUAACACCAGAACGACGACAUUUAGUGACCCCCGCACUGGAAAGUCCUCUGUCACCAAAGGUCCACAGAUUGCAUAUGAGCGGAGCUUUCGGUGGAAACUUGCUCAUUUUCGCUACUUGUGCCAGUCGAAUGCUCUCCCUAGCCAUGUGAAGAUCACUGUCUCCAGACAAACAUUAUUUGAAGACUCAUUCCAGCAGAUUAUGGCCCUGAAACCUUACGACUUGAGACGGCGAUUGUACGUCAUUUUCAGAGGCGAGGAGGGUCUCGAUUAUGGAGGCUUAGCACGGGAGUGGUUCUUCUUGUUGUCGCAUGAGGUGCUAAAUCCCAUGUACUGUCUGUUUGAGUACGCUGGCAAAAGCAACUACUGUCUGCAGAUCAACCCAGCUUCAGCUAUCAACCCAGAUCACCUCUCAUAUUUCUGCUUCAUAGGCAGAUUUAUUGCAAUGGCACUUUUCCAUGGAAAGUUUAUCGACACGGGCUUCUCCCUGCCUUUCUACAAACGCAUGCUUAACAAGAAGCUCAUCCUCAAAGAUUUAGAGUCCAUCGACCCAGAGUUCUAUAACUCACUGAUAUGGAUCAGGGACAACAACAUUGAGGAGUGUGGUCUGGAGAUGUAUUUCUCAGUUGACAUGGAGAUCUUGGGUAAAAUUACAUCGCAUGACCUUAAACCAGAUGGCACCAACGUCCUUGUCACCGAGGAGAACAAGGAGGAGUACAUCAGUUUAAUGGCAGAGUGGAGGUUCUCCCGCGGAGUUGAAGGUCAAACUAAAGCUUUCUUGGAUGGCUUUAAUGAGGUGGUUCCACUUCAGUGGCUCCAGUAUUUCGAUGAAAAGGAGCUGGAGGUGAUGCUGUGUGGGAUGCAGGAGGUGGAUUUACAGGACUGGCAGAGGAACACGGUCUAUCGUCACUAUACCAGGAACAGUAAACAAAUCAUCUGGUUCUGGCAGCUUGUGAAAGAAGUGGACAACGAAGUGCGUCUGCGGCUCAUGCAGUUUGUCACUGGAACCUGCAGGCUUCCUCUGGGCGGCUUUGCUGAGCUCAUGGGAAGUAACGGGCCUCAGAAGUUCUGCAUUGAGAAGGUCGGGAAGGAAACAUGGCUUCCCAGGAGCCACACGUGCUUCAACCGUCUGGACUUGCCCCCUUACAAAAGCUUCGAGCAGCUCAAAGAGAAGCUCCUCUUCGCCAUCGAGGAAACGGAAGGAUUCGGACAAGAAUAAUGGAGCGCUCCUCCGGCAUUUUCCUCCUCCUCACCAUCACUGUUUGACUGAAAUCAAUCAAAUAAUUGCACAAGAUAACCACCAAUGUAUAUAAGCUAUUAUCAUUUUUAACCAAAUCUUAAUUUGCAGCAUCAUUCUUGCCGCAAUCCUAUUUUAUCAGACCUUUAAUAUAUGGAACGCCCAUCAAGAAAUAUGCAAAGCCGCCCUACCUUUUUGUUUUGUUUCAAGAAAAAAAAAAAAGAAAAUUGUCAAGAUGAACUUGCCCCUUCUCCUGACAGCUUUUGCAAAAAGCCUGUUUUUGGGACGGGAUUUUAUUGUGUAACGCAAUCUUCUUUUGAAGCUCUAGUUCUAUAGAGCUUUUAAGUAGUAGUUUGAAGCCUGGUGCCUGAAAUUCCCUUCAACCGACCACCUGUCCUUUCCCCAAUAAGCGAUGGCUUAAAAAAAAAAAAAAAAAAAAGCAAA